Messenger RNA from Ochotona curzoniae (black-lipped pika), 6740 nucleotides. It is a transcript of the gene IL6R, whose product is annotated as interleukin 6 receptor. NCBI's taxonomy places the organism in Eukaryota, Metazoa, Chordata, Mammalia, Lagomorpha, Ochotonidae. The transcript is spliced from 10 exons. Gene Ontology annotation, cellular component: external side of plasma membrane; membrane. Bases 1803 to 3446 code for a protein of 547 amino acids. The record is from RefSeq and is a predicted model, not a curated record. Gene Ontology annotation, biological process: cytokine-mediated signaling pathway. Gene Ontology annotation, molecular function: cytokine receptor activity; protein binding.
GCAAGCAAGGCGAGGAUUUAGCCACUACGCUCUCUCUCCCCUCUUCUUGGCUUCUGUACCCCUCUGCUAAGCUCUUCCCUGGGGCAGCCAUUUGGUCUAGCAGCUAUGACACCUGCCUUUCACAUCAGUGUGCCAGGGUUCGGUUCCUGGUUCCUGACUGCAGCAGGCCCUGGGAGGCAGUGGUGAUGACUCAAGAGACUGUGGCCCCGGUAGCCAGGUGGGAGAGCCCGGGGAGGAGAGCCCUGGGCAAAGAGCCCCGGCUGCUGUGGCCAUUUGCACAGCCAACCAAAGCAGGGUGACUCCCUCACGCUGUGUCUCUGCCUCUCAAAUAAAUAAAUAGCAAUUUUCUUCAAAAAAUAAGGAAAUUCUAUCUUUGCCAAAGGCCCCCGAGCAGCCUUCCGGUUUGGGGCUGGCAGCAGCCUGUGGCCCCUCUGUGAUUAUUCUCAGAUCUGUGUGUUCCACGGAGAGGAUGGGGUGGCUGCAUUGGGAAGCCGCCCCAGCCCCGCAGCAGCUCUGUUUGAAGCAGCAGGAGAGUGGGAUGUGGCCAAAACACCUCCAACUUCCUUUUAUUUUUUUUUUAAAUAAAGAUGUAUCCAUCUUUAUUAGAAACACAGAUUUCCAGACAGGAGAGACAGAAAGACCUAUCUGCUGUUCACUCCCCACGUGACUGCAACAGCCAGAGCUGAUCCAAAGCCAGGAGCCAGAAGCCUCUUCUGAGUCUCCCUGCAGAUGCACCUGUAACUUUCAUUUGCUGUGGCGCCUUGGAGUCAGCCCACCCAGACAAGCCCCCAUCCUGAUGUGGGUCGUUUGUGUGCCGGUCCUGUCUGGGAUGCUGAAUGUGGAUGGUCUGAGGACUGUACUUCAGGAGCCCUGGGGCCUGAAGCCCACAGUGGCAACACGCCUUCUCAUGAGUGACUGCUGGUCUAGAAGCUUCCUAGCCCACACUUAGCCUGUUUUCUUUCCCUCCAGAUUUGGCGCUGGGGCCACCGUCUCAGUUUCAGGCUGUGUGGGACACCUGGAUGGGCCCUCUUUGGGCAGUCCUUGUGGUCACUUGUGAAAGGCAAGUGCUGGUUUCUGUCCCUCUGGCAGGGAAUAUGUGUGUGCAGGCUCUGCCGACUGAGGAAACACCUGCAGCCCCCCAGAACCUGAGACAGGUUUAGAUGCCAGCUUGCAGAAUCUUCGCUGUAACCUGUCCAGGACCGGGUGCUUUAUUUCCGACAGUGGAGAAUAGUGAGGCUCCGGUUGCGCACUGAAGUCACAGCAGCUGAUGCGUCGCUGGACAGGGGUCUAUCCGAGCGACCCAAAACCUUUUGUUUCCCCUUGGCUUCUGCUCUGCUUGUGAGAAGCCGCACUCCGAACUCAUGAAAUCCGAAUUGUGUGGAGUUGGACCGAGAUUCCUGGGGUUUGGCUCCCCAGGUAUCCCCAGGGCGCGCAGCCGAGUGCAGCUUCAUCACGUGGAGCCGAGGCACACCGUCUCCCCGAGGACACUCCCAGGUGCCUCAGUCACAGCCCAGACCUACUACUCAACGAAACCAAAAAAAGCAAAAGCCAACAAGCGCACGCCGCGGCUCGUCCCCCUCCCCCCGGGCGGCAGGCCUGAGGGAGGGGCUCGCGUCUCCGGCCCUGCGGCUCAGGUGUGGCGCGGCGGCAGGAAGCCACCCCCUCCGGUGGGCCGGGGCGCGGGGCUGUUGCGCCAUCGGCUGGGCUUUCGUAACUGCACCCUGGGACCGCCAAGAGACGCUCCAGCGCGAGUUCCUCAAAUGUUUUCCAGCGUUGCCAGCACUCGUCGGCGGUUCUGAGUCAUGUGCAAGUGGGAAGUCGCGCUGACACCGAGCUCGGCCUCCGGGAGCAGCGCGGAGCGCCGCGCCGGGCCGAGGGACUCGCGCCGUGCACCUCGCGCCCGCCUGCGGGGCAUGGGAGCUGCCUUCGGGGCCCGAGCCCACCCUGCCGUGGCCGCUCUGUUUCCGCCCGCCUUUCUGCGAAUGGGGGUGACCCUCGGAGGAGGAAGCAAGCUGGCAGUUCGUUGCGCAUUGCUGGCCGCCCUGCUGGCCGCGGGGGCCGCGUCGCUGAUCCCGGGGGCCUGCCUCACGCUGGAGAUGGGGAGCCAUGUGGUGAGCAGCCAGCUUGGGGCCAACGUCAACUUGAGCUGCCCAGCCGUGGACCCGGCAGCCAACGUCACGGUGCAGUGGCUGCUCCGCAGUGUGGCAGAGAGCACAGUGCUCCGCCAGUGGGCUGGCGUGGGCGGGAGACUGCUGUUGAAGUCGGUGCAGCUCCAAGACUCAGGAAACUACUCGUGCUACCUGGACGACCACCCCGCCGGGUCUGUCUACUUGCUGGUGGAUGUUCCCCCGGAGAAGCCCCGUGUCUCCUGCUUCCGGAGGAGCUUCGACAAGCCUGUGACUUGCGAGUGGCAUCCACAGAGGCCGCCGUCCGCAACAACUAGGGCCAUGCUGGAGGUGAAAAAGUACCUGAACAGCCAGGUCACAGACCUCCAGGAGCCGUGCCCGUAUUCUCAGGAAUCACAGAAGUUCUCGUGCCAGUUGGUCCUCCCCUCCACAGACAAAUCUUCCCUCUUCGUGUCGCUGUGUGUGGCCAACAGCAUCAGCAGCACGUCCAGCCUGGUGGUGAACUUUGACAGCUACAAGAUCUUGCAGCCCGACCCACCCACCAACAUCACCGUCAGUGCUGUGUCAGAAAAGCCACACUGGCUCAGCAUCACCUGGCAGGACCCCGUCUCUUGGAACUCCAACUUCUACAGGCUGCGGUUCCAGAUCCGGUACCGGGCUGAGCGGUCCCAGGCAUUCACAGAAUGGAUCGUGGAGAGCGGCAGCCACCCUGCCUCCAGCUCUGGUGUCCUGGGCCUGCAGUAUCAAAGUUUCAUCUAUGAUGCCUGGAAGGGCAUGAGCCAUGUCGUGCAGCUCCGUGCCCAGGAGGAGUUCGAGCAUGGCUCCUGGAGUGUGUGGAGCGAGGAGGUUCGGGGCACCCCGUGGACAGAACCCAGGAGCCCCCCAGCCAUGUCCCCCUCCCCGGAGGCCUCCUCUGCUGCUGAUGACACCACUGAACUCACCGGAGAGCCUGAAGGCACCACCCACCUCCCAGAUGAUGAUUCCUCACCCAUCCCACUGUCCACCUUCCUGGUGGCUGGAGGAAGCCUGGCCUUCGGAAUUCUCCUCGGCACUGGCCUUGUUCUGAGGUUCAGGAAGGCUUGGAAGCUGCGUGCGCUGAAGGAAGGCAAGACAGCCAUGCACCCACCGUACGCGCUGGGGCAGCUGGUCCCUGAAAGGCCCAGGCCCAUUGCCGUGCUGGUACCCCUCAUCUCCCCACCCGUGUCCCCCAGCAGCCUCGGCUCUGACAACACCUCGGGCCCCAGCCGCCCGGAUGCCAUGGCCAGCUGCGUCCAGAGCCCUUAUGACAUCAGCAACAAAGACUACUUCUUCCCCAGAUAGCUGUGGACGGCGCCGGGCACAGUCCCUCCUCCUCUCGGUCAGCUCAUCUUGGGGAUUCCAAUGUUAUAGAUUUGCUGCACUGGUCAGCAAGCGUCUGCUUGCCACAGCUCUUCAGCAGGUGCCAAUGCACUUCAUUCAAAUGCCUUCAUGUGCCCAUGCUCCGCUUCACAGUGUGGCCAGGGGCUGGAAUGAGCUCACAGACUGCACUGGAGAUCUGCCUGGCUUGGACUCUGGGUGGGCAGGGGCUGCUGGUGGCCCCUAGCUGGCUCCAGACCGAGGAGAGGGGGAAGAGGAUGUGGGUCUGCAUCCAGGGCCCCACCUCCCUGACCACACAGCUCCUCGCCAGCUGCUCAGAAUUUGCCUCCAGCUCAGACGCCUGGAACCCACGUGCCUUCGCUGUAUCAAGACAGCUUUUCCUUCAGCCUCCCCCGCAGGGAGGAGAAUGUUUUUUCUUCUGCUCUUUCUCCCCUACACUUGAAGAACAGCUGGUGAGGAGUGGGGGCGGGGGUAGGGAGACAGGGUGGAGGGGAGCCAUACUUUCUCAGGGCCUGAUGGUUCUAAAGGGAAUGACAAUCAGCUUCUUAGUAGCCUCUUGCUCAAUGUGAAUGGCAGGAAUCGGGAGCAGCCUCGUGGGGGUUGAUCUCCCUUCAGUACUCAGGACUUGCAGGGUUACCAGGGUGCCCUGGAGCAAUGGGGGUGACACUGGCCUCCAACAAGCCUUAUCCUUGGUCCAUGGUCCUCCAUGUACCCGGACAAGGAAGAAUGGUCCACGAUGGGCUCCAGAGGGGCUCACCCUCCAGCUUCCAUUAACUCCACUGCCAUGGCAGAGCCUGCAGGAGAGGACUAAGGAACUGGGCAAGAAUGUGUUUCCAUAAAGCCUGCUAAUGAUUUUCUCCGGACAGGCUGGGGGAGACCCGGGUCUGAAUGAAUGCUCGUGGGCACGGGGUGUGGGGUGGGAGUCAGAAGCAGCUUGGGAGCCCCAAGCCAAGAUCUUGUUUCAUUCUGUCAUCCUAUUUUGUCUUAAAAUGUGAAAAACAGCCGGGUGCUUCUCUCCGGUAAGGAGGAAGGGAGCCGGUGGCAGCUCCUGCAGGUGACGGCCACUGGAGGGUGGGGGCCCUGCCGUGACACAGGCGUCCCUCCCUCCAGACAAGGGCCCUAGGAAUUCCCCAGCUCGAGGGCCAUUCAAAAGCCCCUUCUUAGGGGCCUUCCUGUUUGUAUUUGGUUCCUCAGCAGGCAGCUUGGACCAGGGCAGUGACUCCCCACGGGGCUUUUAUCUGGACUUUGGGAGUACAAGAUGGCUGCAGCUUAUUCACCCUGGGGAGCUGUAUUUUACACAGGUCUUGCCACCUUGGGAUCCACAUUUACCAGACCACACAAGCUUUGCAAAAAAAAAAAAAAAACCAACCAAAACCCACACACACACACACACACACACACACACACACACACACACACACCCCAAGAAACCAGCCACCACUGCCAGGCAGGCAGCUGUGCUUUCCCUUGCCGCACUGCCAGCCGCAAACCACGGCUGUUUUCAAAGCCAGCCGUGGUUUUCUUGCUUGGCGCUGUCUGUCCAUUUCAGACCCUGAUGCUGCCUCGUGGCAAUCAAAGCCAGACAAGUGUUUGUGAAUUUUUACUUUUUUUUUUUUUUUCUUUUUCAAGUUUCCAGGACUUGAGAGUAACACACACACAAACACUGCUGUUACAGGGAAAUGUUGAACGAUACAAAUUUACAUGAGGACAGGUGAGCACGUGCCCACCUGUGGCCCUUCCCCGGGUCUUCCCCACGCGUCACGGCUCGGCUGAGCUGAGCUGGUGGGAGAUGUGAAAUGCACUGUUUCUGAUGGGCUGUGCAGCCUCCAGCAUGUUACUGCUUUCAUUAUGAUUGUAAGGAAACUGAUUGCUUUUAUUAUUUUUUUUUUUCCUUGUACUGGAGAGGGUUCUCCCCUCCCCCCCUUGUUUAUAAGCUAAGCGUCAAUGAAGGAAAAGCUCUUGCUCCAAGCACACAGGGAAACACCAGGAACUUCCUCUGUUCCCCAUUCUGAUGUGGCUGAACCCCUGUCUCUGGCUCACUCACUGGUGUCUGCAGCACCCAACUGGUCCGUUCCUAACAGCCGGAGCCCUCAGCCGUGGAGGAUGCUGGGACAGAGACCCCGUAGAGCAUCCGCCCGAGGGGGCAUGGAAGGCCGGUAGAAUCAUGUGGAUGGGGUCCUGCCAGGGCAGCCACAGGUGAUUGGAAAUUCAGUACAUCUGCUGCAGGCUCAUUUUUUUAAGGUGAUUUUUUCAUAAGGCACAUCAGUGAGAUGAUCAGUAUCUGACGGUUCCCGCCUCUCUAGCCCCUGCUGGAAGAAGCAGCAGCAGCUGAACGAAUGCUCACGGUGGAAAGAGAAGGGGUCAUUGGUUCUCAUAGCAUUAAUGGAAUCUCUAGGACACAUUUCAAGGGAGCAGAGUUUGAUGUGUCUGGAGGGUUCGGCUGUGAUGGGGCCUUGUUCGUGGGCGGCCUUGUUUGCCCACACCCUGAGCUCACCCUGGGUCCCUGCCAUUCCCCUGCUGUGGUAAGGCCCAUAGCUGCUGCUGGAGCUGCGGUGAGCAGGGCAGGUGGCAGCCCAUCAAGGUGAUGGCCACCGCCUGUGCAGCUGCCGCUGGAUGCCCAGGCCUGGCUUGCUCGCUGGCCGGCUUUGGCGCUAAGCUACAGCAGCUUGUGGCUGAUUCUUAGAGCUGACACCAGCUCCAGGGGUGUCUUACUGUGAAAGAGGCAGACACAACCUGUGAUCCUGCGGGGCACAGCUUCCUCCACCCCCAGGCUUCCGGGAAGCAGGUGGCAGCUGGACUGCUGGAGAGGGCAGGUCCUCGAAUCUCAGAGUCCAUGCCACAUGCUCUUGGACUGUCCUUUAAAUGUCCUGCCAGCAUUCUGUGUGUCCUCCAUGUGACGGCGCCAGCUCCAGGAAGUUUUAUGGCCGUUUAACAACGAAUAAGGAACAUCAUCAAUAUGCUUGCAAGGCUGGGACUGGGGUGUUGUGGAGCAAUGCUAUCAGUGAGGGGAGAGAGGAAGAGAAUCUUACUGGGUGGACAUCAUAUCUGUUCAAUAGAAUACCUCAACUCUGUAUUGUCUUUAGGAGAGAACUAGUUUGUUGUUGUUUUUAAUCUAUUUACCUGUAAGUGACUACCAAAGACAGAUGUUUGUAUAUGGGGUGAAAGGUCAGUAUAUGUUUGUCUCAAUUUUAUAUCAGCUAUUUUUGCAUUUAAAAUGAAAGUUGUAAAUAUUUUAAAUAAACGCUUUCUAAAAAGUCA